This is a messenger RNA of Anguilla anguilla (European eel), 4308 nucleotides long. Its product is annotated as ras and EF-hand domain-containing protein homolog. The coding region runs from base 363 to 2720 and encodes 785 amino acids. Lineage: Eukaryota; Metazoa; Chordata; Actinopteri; Anguilliformes; Anguillidae. The transcript has 18 exons. The record is from RefSeq and is a predicted model, not a curated record. Gene Ontology annotation, molecular function: calcium ion binding; GTP binding; GTPase activity.
UUAAGGAGUCGCUGUUUUUAUGUGUCCUGGAUGUAGGAUACUCGUUUAAAGAGUGACACGAGCCGAAUGUAAGCAGUUCUCCUGAGUCGACCGACUGGUCUCAUUAUAAACCAUUAAAUAUUUCACUGGAGCUACUUAAAAGUUAUACAGCAGGCUACACAAAAAGCAAACUUGAGCGACCCGCUUGCGUUCGCUUGAAGUAUGAGCUAGGAGCAGUGCCACAUCUCGGUCGGAGCCAGACAUAAAUGUUGCUAAGCGAUAAUGAGCGGUGACAUCAUCACCUGGCUGUGAGCGGAUGCUGGGGGGUUUUCUGGUCUGGGCCCGGUUCUACCCCGUCGGGGGCUGAGAGAGAGAGCGACAGCAUGGAAGCAGCCCCCAGUACCAGCGCGACCCAGGCGGCUCACAGCGUCUGUCUGAGGGACCAGGUAUCCAGGAACACUGGAACCCCACAGCGAAACGCCGGUGCCCUCAGUGACCCUGGCCCAACCGCCAUCCUGGAGAAAACACUGGAGUUCUUCAGGAUAUGUGACAUCGAAGACAAAGGAUUCAUCACUCGCAGAGAUAUGCAGAGACUGCACAGGAGCCUGUCCCUCAGCGCAGACGAGCUGGAGAACGUCUUCGACACGCUGGACACCGAUGCCAACGGCUACCUCACCCUGGAGGAGUUCUCUUCCGGAUUCAGUCACUUCCUGUUUGGGCGGAGAAUCUCGGUGGCGGAGGCGGGGGAGGUGGAGGGGGAGGCGUGCGUGGCGCCAGGCUCCUUGGAGGUGCUGUACCAGAGGCAGUGGGAGGCGCGAUUGGUGAGAGGCGAGGAUGAUGAGGAGAGACACUUCUGCAUGCUGAUGGAGAGCCUGGGCGCCAGCAGCAUCUUUGAGGACCCAGCCCAGGUACGUAGCCUGUGGGCCCAGCUUCGUCGGGAUGAGCCUCACCUCCUGUCCAACUUUGAGGAGUUCCUGGCCAGGGUCACGUUCCAGAUCAACGAGGCCAACCAGGAGAAGAAGGAGAUGGAGAGCGCCCUCAAGAGAAAAUCUGCGACUCAUGACGAUGAGAUUCAGCGUCUGUACGAGGAGAUGGAGCAACAGAUCAAGUCUGAGAAGGACAGGAUCCUUCUGCAGGAUUCUGAGCGCUUCCUGUCACGCAGUCAGGACCUGGAGCAGCAGCUCAACCACAAGGAGCAGGAGCUGGAGCAGAUCUUUCACAAACACAGGAGGUUGGAGCUGCAGUGUCAGGACCUGGAGAGCCAGCAGCUGGAGAGCAGGGUGGAGAACGUGAAGCUCAAACAGACCAAUGAGGAGCUGCAGCGGGAGCUGAGACACACCUGCCAGGAGCUCAGUCUUGCCCAGGAGAGCCUCAGCCGCCUGCAGGAGGAGGCCUCCCACCUGCACCAGGACCGCGAGCUGGAGCUGUAUCGAGUCACAGAGGGGAUGCAGCGAGAGAGGGCGAGCCUUCUAAAACAGCUGGACCUGCUGAGGGAAAUGAAUAAACUCUUGAGAGACGAGCGGGACGUGUGUUACUCAAAAUCCAAGGAUUCGCUCAGAAAGUCCCGGAAGCACAGGCCAGGGUGGCUGGGGCUGCACCACGACGAGAGGCAGCAGUCCUUAAAAAGUGACGAUGAGGACGACCUGGCACUGCUGUCCGCGAUGAAGAGCUUGGGGGGUGUGAACGGGCAGGGGCCGGGCCUCAGCGCCGAGGCUCUGGGUUCGAAAGCGGGCCCCGGUAAAGGUCAGCUCCAGAGGAUUAUCUCCAUCGAGGAGGACCACCUGCCCCACCUGCUGCAGCAGCACUACCAGGCUCAGCUGCAGCAGUGGGGCGAGGAGGAGCAGGAGGAGCAGGAGGAGGAGGGGGAGGGGGAGGAGUGCUCAGAUCUGGAGAUGAGUGACAUUUACCCCUGCCCUCUGACCUCCACUGCUCCCGAAACCCUACAGGACUCCCCACCCACAGAGCAGAGGGCUCACCCCUCCCCCGCCAACACAGACACUCCCCACGAUGACACGGACACGCCCCUCACUGAAACAGACACACCCCACACUGACACAGACACGCCCCUCACUGACACAGACACGCCCUCCUCCCCCAGGGGGCAGCCUGUCGGCAAGGAAACCAUCCGGCAGGAGGAGGGCGUGGCCUCCACUCCAGACCGCCUCUUUAAGAUCGUGCUGGUGGGGAAUUCCAGCGUGGGCAAGACGUCUCUGCUGCGCCGUUUCUGUGACGACUGCUUUUACCCAGGAACCUCUGCAACUGUGGGUAUAGACUACAGUGUGAAGACGCUGAUUGUGGAGAACAGCAAGGUGGCCCUGCAGAUGUGGGACACAGCUGGACAGGAGAGGUAUCGCAGCAUCACCAAGCAGUUCUUCCGGAAAGCAGACGGAGUUGUGGUCAUGUAUGACAUCACCUCCGUGCACACCUUCACCGCCGUUCGCCAGUGGCUGACCAGCAUACAGGAAGGAGCCGGGGAAACCAUUCCCAUCAUGCUGCUGGGCAACAAAACGGACAAAGAGAACGCGAGGGAGGUCCAGGAGAGACUGGGUGACAAAUUAGCCAAGGACUCCCAGCUGAUCUUCUAUGAGUGCAGCGCCCUCUCUGGUCACAAUGUGGUGGAGUCCAUGGUUCACCUGGCCAGGAUUCUGAAGGCGCAGGAGGAUCGGGAGAAGGAGAAGACUGUGCAGUUACUGCAGGAGUCCCCCAGUAACACCAAGAGAUCCUGCUGCUCCCGAUCGUAAAGCUGGGCCUCCCCUGUCCCCCCACAGCCGGCACCUCCUCUGUCCCUCCUGCCCCACAGCCGGCACCUCCUCUGUCCCUCCUGCCCCACAGCCGGCACCUCCUCUGUCCCUCCUGCCCCACAGCCGGCACCUCCUCUGUCCCUCCUGCCCCACGUCCCAAGUUCUCCUCUGCCCCACGGUCUGGUUCUCCUGUGUCCUGUUCCUCUAUCGCUGGACCUCUUUAAACAUUUAAAAGGUUCUGUGGGCUCUCCAGAGCUUACUGCAGGGGACAUUGAAGAGAACCCAGUCUUGGCUGUAUGAAUAUUACAUCUGAGCAACAAGAGUGAAUUCCAUUAUUAAUGUUGCCAAUUUAUCUAGUUUCUCGAUGCACUAUUAUAUAUAAAAUAGCAAUUUAUUUUCCUACGUAAAUAGUUUUAAAAAUUAAAAAUAAUUCCUCCUCAAAACAAAAACAGAAUGGCUUUACUUGUAAAUCAAAGGGGAGAAAGAUGCUUUGUUUACUUUAAGAUGGUCCUACAGUACAGUUUCUACAAGGGGCUGUCCAUCUCUUCUGAUCUUUGAUUGGUCUUUUACUGCAACUGGAAAAAAUACAGUACAGAAAGACCAUUUUCCUUAUUGAGCUUAAAAUGUCCAGUGAGGUUUCUUUGAAUCUGGUUACCAUGUAAACACACACCAUGACUGAAAACCUUGGAUGAUAAUGUAAAAUAUUGUGUAAUUACAGUUUACUGUAUUUGUGACAGAGGUGGUAGUUACAGUAAUAAGAACUGUGCGUUGUAUGUACAGUAUUGUCCUGAAUAGCUUACCGAAUGUUUUUCUUUUUACAUGGAAGUUAAUGUUUAAUUAUUGUUUGUGAUUUUGAAAGUGUGUCAAAAGCUGUAAUAUUAUAAAUACAAAUAUUUAUUCAGCUUAGUGUACUUUCGCUGUAGAAAAGGUAUUUUUGGGAUUCAACAUGAUGUCACCAUGAAUUCACUGAAGCCUGUUAGAAUAUGUCAACUUUAAAUAAUUUGGUUAUCCUCUGGCCUAUUUUUCAGUGUAAAUGUCGAUAGUGCUGUUAUUAUUCACCUGAAAAGUCAAAAUUUAUCCGCAUCAGCACACAGCAUUAGCUACCACGCGCAUGGAUUUGCCUGAUGUUUAAAAGCAUUCUGUGCAUCAAUGAAACCUGUUCAAAGCUUCUCUAGUGCGGUGGCGCCCUCUGCUGGUGACCGGUGGCCAGGACAUUAAAACAGUACAGAAGAGCACAUACCCCACUGUGGAAAAUUAGAUUGUGUCCUAAACUGUCUAUUGUAUGAGAUUCUGUUUAUCACUUUGCACUGGAUCAGAAGGGCAUCUGUCUUUUAUUAUUCUAACACUCAGCGAAGUACACUGUGAAAUGAACACUGAUAAUGAACACUGCAGAGCAGAGCACCAAACCAGCACACGUCAGCACUGUUUCGCAAACUGUUGUUUUCAUUUCUGGUUUCUAUCAAUCGCAUUUGCACAUUCCUGUACAAUUGGAAAAACAGUUUCUGUUAUAUGUUUAAUGAUUGAGUUUAAUUAUGAAAAUAGAAAUAUGUGAGGUAAAUUAUGAAUAAAUACAAAUAUAACACAGAAA